This is a messenger RNA of Neopelma chrysocephalum (saffron-crested tyrant-manakin), 822 nucleotides long. It is a transcript of the gene CLDN14, whose product is annotated as claudin 14. Gene Ontology annotation, biological process: cell adhesion; bicellular tight junction assembly. Bases 47 to 745 code for a protein of 232 amino acids. NCBI's taxonomy places the organism in Eukaryota, Metazoa, Chordata, Aves, Passeriformes, Pipridae. The record is from RefSeq and is a predicted model, not a curated record. Gene Ontology annotation, cellular component: plasma membrane; bicellular tight junction. The transcript has a single exon. Gene Ontology annotation, molecular function: structural molecule activity.
AGCGGAGCCGCCUUAUUAAAGAGGAGCAGGCAGGACAAACAUCAACAUGGCCAGCUCAGCUUUGGAGUUGCUUGGCUUCUCCCUCAGCCUGCUGGGCCUGAUUGGGACACUAAUUGCCACCCUCCUGCCCCACUGGUGGCGGACGGCCCACGUGGGUGCCAACAUCGUCACGGCCGUGUCCUACACCAAGGGGCUGUGGAUGGAGUGCGCCUGGCACAGCACCGGCGCCUUCCAGUGCCGAUCCCACCGCUCCCAGCUGGCGCUGCCGCCCGACCUGCGGGCCGCCCGUGCCAUGAUGGUGCUGUCCUGCUCGCUGUCGGCGCUGGCCUGCGGGGUGGCCGUGCUGGGGAUGCGCUGCACCCGCUGCGCCGAGGGCAACCCCGCCAAGGCCUCCGGAGCCGCGUCCGGCGGCGCCGUGUUCGUGGUGGCCGGGCUGCUCUGCCUGGUGCCCGUGUCCUGGAGCACCAACGAGGUGGUUACGGAUUUCUACAGCCCCGUGCUUCCCGGUGGGAUGAAGUACGAGCCGGGCCAGGCGCUGUACCUGGGUUUCGCCUCGGCGGUGCUGACGGUGCUGGGGGGAGCGUUGCUGUGCCGGUGCCGUGGGGAUGGGGAUGGGGAGCCUUUCCAGCCCGGCAGCCUCCGGAUCGCUCCCUCCUCCAGGCCACCGGCUGCCUACAAGGGAAACCAUCCCUCUUCCCUGACAUCUGCUUCCCACGGCGGGUACAGGCUGAGCGACUACGUGUGAGUUCCCCGGGAGUGAGACGCGGCUGCUUUGGGAUCUCUGUGCGUGGCACCAAAUAAAGCUGAGAUAACUUUGGAUUU